Molecule: messenger RNA, 2563 nt
Organism: Gastrolobium bilobum
Lineage: Eukaryota; Viridiplantae; Streptophyta; Magnoliopsida; Fabales; Fabaceae
Product: protein IMPAIRED IN BABA-INDUCED STERILITY 1-like
Exons: 9
Coding region: 211-2217 (668 amino acids)
Biological process (GO): positive regulation of transcription elongation by RNA polymerase II; protein phosphorylation
Cellular component (GO): nucleus; cyclin-dependent protein kinase holoenzyme complex
Molecular function (GO): ATP binding; cyclin-dependent protein serine/threonine kinase activity; RNA polymerase II CTD heptapeptide repeat kinase activity
Source: RefSeq, a predicted model, not a curated record
GUGAAUGAAACAUAGUUCUCUGUCAUGUUUUCGUGUUAUACGGUGUAGCCAUGGUUUAAAAAACCAAACCCCAUUUUUCCUUGUUUCCUUAAACAGUUGUUGAUGCUAGUCUUUAUCCUCUGCAGUUCCCAAAUGAGCUAACUUGACCCCAAGAACCGGACCAAGUUGACCGGUUGCGUUCUGGGUAUGGUGAGGUGAGUGAGAGUGAUCAUGGGGUGCGUCUUUGUGAAGCAGGCUGUGACGGUGACGCCUGCUAUCGAUCACUCGGUUGAGUCAGAGAGGAACAAGAAGAAGAAGAAGACUGAGUCAGUGGGAGCGAGUCGGAGCGAGGUGGGUGAGUCAGGGAGGGCGAGUUCCAAUGGUGGAAGUGAGUCUCUGAGCUUCAGAUUAGGGAACCUGAACAAGUAUUUGGAGGGGGAGCAAGCGGCGGCGGGUUGGCCGGCUUGGCUCAGCGCCGUCGCUUGUGAAGCCAUUCACGGUUGGGUGCCUCUCCGAGCUGAUGCAUUUGAGAAACUUGAUAAGAUUGGGCAGGGUACAUAUAGUAGUGUUUUCCGAGCAAAGGAACUUGAGACUGGGAAGAUAGUGGCACUGAAGAAGGUGAGAUUUGACAAUUUUGAGCCAGAAAGUGUUAGGUUUAUGGCACGAGAAAUAAUGAUUCUCAGAAGGCUUGAUCAUCCAAACAUCAUUAAACUGGAGGGCUUGAUUACUUCCAGAUUGUCUUGUAGCAUAUACCUUGUAUUUGAGUAUAUGGAGCACGACAUCACAGGCCUCUUGUCUAGACCAGAAAUCAAGUUUAGUGAACCACAGAUGAAAUGCUACAUGAAGCAGUUGUUAUGUGGUCUUGAGCAUUGUCACUCACGGGGUGUGAUGCACCGGGACAUCAAGGGAUCAAAUCUUCUGGUGAAUAAUGAAGGGAUAUUAAAGGUGGCAGAUUUUGGAUUGGCAAACUUCUCUAAUUCUGGGAACAAGCAACCCCUCACCAGUCGUGUUGUCACCUUAUGGUACCGCCCUCCGGAGCUUUUGCUUGGUUCAACAGAAUAUGGUCCAUCCGUGGAUCUCUGGAGUGUUGGCUGUGUAUUUGCAGAGCUACUAGUUGGGAAGCCUAUACUUCAAGGGAGAACAGAGGUUGAACAAUUGCAUAAAAUCUUCAAGCUCUGUGGCUCCCCACCCGAUGAAUACUGGAAAAAGACCAAACUUCCUCAUGCAACUUUGUUCAAGCCACAGCAACCAUAUAGUAGUAGCCUCCGAGAGACAUUUAAAGAUUUUCCUGCAUCCAGUGUAAAUAUGCUACAAACUCUUCUUUCUGUGGAACCAAACAAGCGUGGGACUGCCUCAUCUGCUCUCACAUUGGAGUAUUUCAAAACAAAACCUUACGCAUGUGACCCAUCAAGCAUACCAAAUUACCCACCUAGCAAGGAGAUUGAUUCAAAAGACGAGGAGGAGUCAAGAAGGAAAAAGAUCUGUGGGCGAGUUUGUAGACCUGAAACAAGAAAAACGUCAAGAAAGCCACUAGGACUGAGUAAAUUGGCCCCAGCAGAGGAUUUGACAAGUCAAACUUCCCAAAAGAUCGAUGAUAGAUAUGUCCACAUUCUUAAAGAAGAGAUAACUAACACUGGUGAGGAGGCACCAAAGCCAUCAAGUGAUAAACCAGAAGAUGCUUGCAAUAUGAAGAAUGCAUCUCAAGUAGAUGUUCCCUUUCCUGGACCAUUACAAGUUUCAAAAUCAAGUGGCUUUGCAUGGGCAAAAAGGCGGAAAGAUGACACUUCAAUUAGAUCCCACACUCGAUCUAUUUCUAGAGGAUAUUUAUUUAAUUCGUUAGAAACUUCUACACUAAAUUCAAGGGAUAAUUCUAACUCCAGAAACUAUGAAAAUAAGGAAUUUUUUGGGGAACGCACUAACUCUAGGGGCCAUGACGUACUUCAAAUUUCUAAGCUUGCAAUGCAAAAUCAAUGGAGUAAGUUUGAUCGUCCAGAUUCAUUUGAUACUUCUGAAGAGUACCAUUCCCAAGAACUGUCUUCGGUACUUUAUCAUAGAGAAGACUCACUAUCCAAGAGAAGUAACCUGAGUUAUCAGGAUCAAGGAGAAAAGGUUGAAUUUUCAGGGCCCUUACUAUCUCAAAUGCACACAGUUGACGAGCUCUUAGAAAGACAAGAGCGUCACAUGCGGCGCAGUGUCAGAAGAUCAUGGUUUCAGAGAGAUAAGAAGCAUGGGAAGUAACUACAAGUAUAAUAUUUAUUCAUGAAGGAUACAGAACCUCGAAUAUGGGAUCACAAUGUCCUUAUGAGAGGGCCAUCUCCAUUCUCCAAGCACACUGCUGUGACUGUGAGCAACAAAUGAACAUCAGCAUGUACACAGUAUCCAGCAGCAUGAUCUGUUACCUCCUAGAUACUUGGAAAAAACAUAACAAUUUCAGGAAUGUAGUCCUUUCAGCUUAGGAAAGAAAAAGUUUUUUUUUACCAUGGAUUAUCAAAUUUUGGUCAAUUAUAAUAGAUGAAAAUUUAUUUCUGUAUGAUCUAAACCUCCUCAAUCCUCUCUCUAAUAGUCUACUCACCAUUUUUCACUG